This is a messenger RNA of Mercenaria mercenaria, 1402 nucleotides long. RefSeq lists its product as uncharacterized. The record is from RefSeq and is a predicted model, not a curated record. The transcript is spliced from 6 exons. NCBI's taxonomy places the organism in Eukaryota, Metazoa, Mollusca, Bivalvia, Venerida, Veneridae. Bases 308 to 805 code for a protein of 165 amino acids.
UGAUGUACAUAUAGAAUGAAACGUUGGCCUUGAUGGGACUGGGUCAUCAGUGUUUGAACCCAACAAUGGAUCAUCGCAACAAACCCCAGGUUUAAGCCAGUCAGUUGUAGCAAAUUCACUGGGCACAUCUCCAAUACCCUUUAAUGGCCAGGCAGCACACACUUCCUCUAAAGAAGAAACUGUGCAUUCACCACGCCGCACAUCACCAAGGAAGAAAACAUCAGUUAAAUCCAAUGUCUGUUCAUCCCCAGUAAAUCCUGUAAGUCUUCCAGCAUCGCCCUUGCCAGGAAACAGUCAAACUACUGAUAUGCUCUCACCAAGUCGUACCUCACCGAGGAAAAAGACAGCCUGUACACCUAAUGUCAGAUCCUCCCCCAUGAAUCCUGUAAGGUCAUCACCCUUGGCAGAAAGCAGUCAGAGUUCUGAUAUGGUGAAGCUGGUAACAAACAAAGAGCUGUCAAUAUCAGUAGAUAGACAAGGCUUAAGAAGGGCAUGCCAAGAGGCAACAAUAAAAAAAGACAACGCUGGAUACAUUUUAAUGUAUAAAAUGUUGGACCUUGUAUUUAGCCUGGAAGAACUGGCCGAAUCCAGAGGGCUUGGAAUUGGAAAACCAAGGCCAGGCGAGGAACAUAAGCCCGUGCUGGAUGCUGGCAAAAUUGCAGUCUUGAAGGAAUAUGUACACUUCUGGACCAAGAAAAACCUGGCAACAACAUUCUCAGAGAAGAGGCUUAAUAAAGCUAUAACUGAAAGAUCACAUUAUGCCAGAAACCAAGUAAAGAGACAGUUGGAUAAGUCAAAAAUCUAAAACAUCAGAAAAAACUCUGGACAUUGUGUUUGGACAUUAAUAAAGCAUACUUGUAGUAAUAAUGGAUCCUGAUCAGACUGCAUGGAUGUGCUCUCACAUUUUGUUUUGAAUUUAAUCACAUAGCAACUUGGAUUUAUUUUAUGUAGAAAUUUAAUACUAAUCUUUAAUCAUAUUUCUUUUCUUAAAAAUGCAGUGUAGAAGCUUGAAUAAAUUUUUUAAGUCUUUCAUAUACUGUUUUGAAGUCCUGAUUGAUUUUCAGAGGCUGUAUACACCGAGGUUCUGGACAGAAAUUUAAUACCUGACGGAAAUUUAAUCUGUGCGUAAUUCUUCCGUGCGUAAUUAUUACGCCCAGUCAUUUUGCCUGGAUUCCGCCUGAAAAUUUUCCGUACGUAAAUUUUUCCGUACGUAAUUUUUUGUCAAAAGAAAAUUCCGCCCGAAGCUCAUUUGCAUAUUACGCACCAAUUACGUAUCAUUUUUGCUCCGUCUACGUACGGAAACCCUAUUUUAUACAAGGCAAUAUAUUGGGACGUAAUUUUAUCAUUUUCCGUACGGAAUUAUUGUUGAAAGCCCGCUCCAAUUCCGUGCGGAAUAUUUCGU